AUGGGGAAUUGUCAUUCGGACACAACGGUCAACACGGAGGAUGAAGGCAUGGUCGUACCACCAAGUCCCGUAUCAACUGCGUCUCAUCGAUUCUUUAAUGCUCGUUCGAUGCAAAUCGCACACGAAACAUCAAAGAGUUCCUUCGAGUCACAUAACGUUUCCGAAACAAAGAGACUUCAAUCACAAUAUUCUUACAUGUCAAAUCUAUGGGAAUCAAAGAAGUUUCACUCUCCGCUUGACCAAAAGUUACGAGGCGGAGGGAUGAAGGUUCUUGACAUUGGGUGCGGCACGGGUGAGUGGAUCCUUGACAUGGCCAAAGAAUACCCGAACACACGAUUCUACGGUCUAGACAUGUUACCGAUUUAUCCGACCUCAUCUCUCCCCGAGAAUGUCAAAUUUCACCAAGCCAACCUACUCGAGGGAUUGCCCUUCGAGGACGAAACCUUUGACUUCGUGAAUAUGAGUCUUUUGGUCAGACACCUGACCACUAGGCAAUGGGAAGAUGUUGUGGUCAGAGAAUUGGUGAGAGUGACAAAACCCUUGGGAUUCAUCGAAUUGAUGGAAGGGGAUUUAAGUUUACACAAUCAAGGUCCGAUUACCGCAAAAUUGCAGGAAGCUUCUCGCGUCGAUGCAUGCCAGAGGUAUCAGUCCAAUGAUCGAGACGAUCAUCUCCAGGAUACUUACGACAAAUCCUCAAUUGCAUGGCUUGAAUGUCGAAACGCGAAUUGGCUUCUUGAACAGAGUUUGGAGACUGGUUUGCAAGUAUUCAAAAUGUUGAAAAAACCAAACCUGGAAUUUAUGAGUGUCACAUCGUCAGAAUAUGAUGAUAUGCUUACAUCCUAUGUCCAAGAGGUCGAAGAGUAUAACACAUAUUGUAGAUUUUAUCGAUUCUAUGUACAAAAAAUUGAUGUUUCACCUUCGCCCAUGACCUCGACCGACGAUCAUAAUCAUUUCACCGAGAUCGCAAGGUCCUCCUCUACUUACUCUAGGAACGCGUCGAAGAAUAGCAAUGCCAUCACACUCACAAGAAGUUACAGCACCAACACCAAUAACAAUUUUUCAUAUUCCUCUCAAACUCCAAGGA
This is a messenger RNA of Acaulospora colombiana, 1084 nucleotides long. The record is from the annotation of a GenBank genome assembly. NCBI's taxonomy places the organism in Eukaryota, Fungi, Glomeromycota, Glomeromycetes, Diversisporales, Acaulosporaceae.